AUGGGGUUAACCACGGCUUCGAUUCUGGCUUUGGGCCUCCUCGCCUUGUUAGCCUCCGCAGCCGACCCACCAACUGUCGACCUAGGCUAUGUUACGUACACGGGAUUCACGAAUGAGACGGCCCAGAUCAACUACUUCUACGGCAUCCCAUAUGCCCAGCCGCCUCUAGACAGCCUUCGCUGGCGGGCGCCACGCCCGAUCGAGGCUUCAAAUAACUUUACCGGUCAGACUGUAAAUGCGACGUCGUCUCCACCCAUAUGCUAUCAGGCAGUCCCAAUAUCGCUGGUUGAAGCCGAAGGCAGCGUUUUUGCCCCGGCCUUUGGCCCGGAGUACUAUUUUCAGGACCUUCCGCAGUCAGAAGAUUGCUUGUUUCUCAACGUAAAAGCUCCGCAAAAUCCUACGGGAGACUCGCUACCGGUGUUUGUGAUGCUCCAUGGCGGAGGAUAUACAGUGGGCUCUCCAGAACUCGUCUCACCGGGUGACGCAAUCGUGCAUAAAGCCAAUGGAAGUCUAAUCUUUGUCGAGGUUCAGUACAGGCUCGGAUUGUUUGGAUUUCUCGCUGGAUCUGACAUUAAAGAGAGGGGUGAUCUGAAUGCUGGCCUGCUUGAUCAGAGAGCUGCUCUUGACUGGGUGCAGCGGCAUAUCAAAGCCUUUGGCGGCGAUUCUAGCCGGGUGACAAUCUGGGGCGGAUCUGCCGGAGGCGGUAGUGUCACCUUGCAGCUCACCGCCGGUGGCGCUUUCGAUCAGCCUCCAUUCUCCGCUGCCAUUCCCGAAUACCCGUGGUGGACCCCGUUUUUGAGCGAAAGUGGGCAGGAGCGUCAGUACCGUACCACGCUUCAAUUGGGCAACUGCUCAGAUUUGGCCUGUCUUCGGAAACUGGAGUCGUCGGACCUGCAAUUAAUCAACCAACGCGUGUCGAACAUCACGUAUCCGUCGCCGGGCUAUGGCUUUGGCACUUUCAACUAUGGCCCAGUUGUUGACGGCAAGUUCAUCCGCCAGCUUCCAGGCGAUGAAUUCAAACAAGGAAACUUCCACAAAGUGCCCGUUCUUCUCGACCGCGACGCGUACGAAGGGUACAUUUUUUCGAACCAGACUGCCACCACCCUAAGCGAAACCAUCACGGAUGCCAUGAACCUGUUUCCUGCAGCUGGGCCGUCGUUCUUUAGCCGUCUCAACCAGCUCUACCCACAGAGCGCGUACAAUUCGACAUUUUUCCAACGGCAAACCUGGUUCGGGGACUUCAUCAUCAACUGUCCUACGUACUACAUGGCGACGGCGUUCACGGACCAGGCCUUCAACACGUCGGCCGUCUUCAAGCUCGUCUUCUCGGCUGGGUCGCAGCUGCACGGCGCCACAGGCCCGUUUCUAACAUCGAAAUCUAUCAAUUUUCCGAGUGCGAACAAUGCGACGCUUGCAGACAUCAUGUCAUCGUAUUGGAUCAGCUUCGCGACUACAUUUGACCCUAACCCGCUACGGGAUCCGCGUGCACCGUAUUGGCCCUCUUAUUCGAGUGGCGGGAACGGCAGUAUUGCGGACGGAGAGAGCGUUGGAUUUAGCGUCCUGCAGACCGGCAUCCCUUGCACCGUUUUCGAACAAGACGAAAGCCUGGACCAGCGGUCGCGCGACUGGGACUUUGGCAUCUACUGGGCGCAGACGCCGCUGGAGUCCUGCCUGCCGGCCGACGUGCGGGAGCGCAUCAUCAACGCCCAGGUCGACAACAUUAUGCCGUCCGACGAUGCCUCUUUCCCCAUGUUCAACGGCGCGACGGGAGAGGUGCUCAACGUGGUGCCGACGCCCAAUUACCUGCGGCUGCGGAGGCGGGAGUUCGCGAGGGUCAUGGGGAGGGGCAUCGAUAUCCGCUAUAAUAAGCGCCUAGCCAGCAUCGACACGACGUCCGGGCCCGGCGUGACGGCGACCUUCGAGGACGGCACGCAGCACACGGCGACGGUCCUCGUCGGGGCCGAAGGCGCGCACUCGCCGACGCGGGAGUACCUGCUCGGGCCCGUCGAGGGCAAGCUGCUGGACUCGCCUUUCGUCAACUCCAUGUUGGUGUCCACCCUCCCGGCCGACAGGGCGCGCGACCUGCUGAACCAGCACCAUCGCAUCUGCGCCCUGUACCAUCCCAACGGCACCUUUAUGUGGAUGGGCGUCCACGACGCGAACGGCAAGAAGGACCCGGGCGAGAUCGAGUUCGUCUUCAUGUGCGGGUGGAAGCACGAGGGCCCGCUGGACUUCCUGUCGGACAGCAAGACCAUCAUCCGCGACAUCAAGCGGCGCGCGAAGCCCUUUGCGCAGCCCUUCCGAGCCAUCGCCGAGGGCAUCGACGAAAACCGCAAGGCCUGGUCCAACUACCUGCCCUACUGGCCGACGCGCAGCUGGGACGACUCGCCGGCCCGCGGCAAGGUCACGCUCGCCGGCGAUGCGGCGCAUCCCAUGACGCCUCACCGCGGCCAAGGCCUCAACAACGCCAUCCUCGACUGCGACCAAUUCGUCAAGCAGGUCGAAGCCAUGCCCGAGCGCACCGCCGCGGCGCUGCACGACGCCGUGAAGCGCUACGAGGCCGAGAUGGUGCCGCGCGGCAACGAGGCGGCCCUGAGCAACCUCGAGAACUCGCACAUGGUCCACGACUUCGACCGCCUGAUGCGCUCGCCGCUCGUGCGCAGCGGCGUUAGGCAGAGCGUUGAGGAGCAGCAGAAUGCUGCUGCUGCCGCGGCGGCGGCGGAUGGUGGUAAGGCGGAGAUGGUGGAUGUUAGUGCUAGUGGUGGGGAAGUGAGGAGCGUGGUGGGGGAGAUGUUGAAGACUUGA
Messenger RNA from Lasiodiplodia theobromae, 2805 nucleotides. Its product is annotated as Carboxylesterase. The record is from RefSeq and is a predicted model, not a curated record. The transcript has 7 exons. NCBI's taxonomy places the organism in Eukaryota, Fungi, Ascomycota, Dothideomycetes, Botryosphaeriales, Botryosphaeriaceae. The coding region runs from base 1 to 2805 and encodes 934 amino acids. Gene Ontology annotation, molecular function: FAD binding.